AUGGCUAUGCAGUAUUUCAACCAAAUAAAACACCGACGGCGUUCGUCACAGAUGAUCACCGCGCCCAAGCCUGUCCUGACGCCUGAAGAUGAAGCCUACCUACGCGAAGUCACCGCCGAGCCUGAAUCUGUUACCCCUCCAACAGAGCAGAAUAAACAAACACCAACCGAAAGUCCUACUGGGGCGUCCCUCCAACCUGCGAUAAGCGAACCAGCCGAAAACAUCCCUCUACCUACCUCGCCUGGGGAGGAGUUUGCAAAGGAGCUUGGCGAGGAGGGUAGGCAAGAACGGAAGAGUUCCCAGCAAACAUUGACAAGAACGGAGACACCGAAAUCGGAAGUCUCGAAGCCUCCACCUAAGAAGAAACGAUGGAGUGCCAUGUUUUGGAAGAAAAGCACAGAGAAGGACAAAGACGCCGACGAUGCGAACAAAUCACAGACCGAAGCGGGGACUCCUCCGACCACAUCGGAUAAGUCAACAAACGGGAAGAACGCAGAUAAAGGUAACGACGCCGACGACGUGACGGAUAUUUUGGAGCGAUUGAAUCUGGCAGCGGAUAACAACCGUGUGUUUUCGAUCAGUGAGGAGACACAGGAGCUUUUACGCAAGUUCAAGCUCAUCUUCAAGGAUCUGAUCAAUGGAGUCCCAACUGCCUAUCACGACUUGGAGAUGCUGCUGACGAACGGCAAUCGCCAACUACAAGACACCUAUACGAAGCUGCCUAGUCCCAUGCAAAAAUUGAUCGAGAAACUUCCUGAGCGUUGGACUGAAACCUUGGCUCCAGAGAUGCUGGCGGUUGCUGCCGACCGUGCCGUUAAGAGUGGAAUCAAUGUGGAGAACGUGGGCAAGGCUGCUGCGGUUGCAGAAAAAAUGGGAGUGCCAAGUCUAAAAGAACUUGUGUCGAAACCCGCUGCUCUCGUAGGCAUGCUGCGAUCCAUCAUGGCGUUUCUGCGAGCUCGGUUCCCGGCGGUUAUGGGCAUGAAUGUGCUCUGGUCUUUAGCAUUGUUCAUCCUCCUCUUUGUGCUGUGGUACUGCCAUAAACGCGGGCGCGAGGUCCGUUUGGAGAAUGAGCGUCUGGUGACGGAGGAAGAGAUCAUCAAGCUCAACCAAGAUACUUCCGAGGGUCUAAUCCGCCCUACUGAGACGUUGACGACGACCGCACCACCGGGCGCUUCGUCCGAUGAGAUACGCAAAGGCGUGAUAAAGGUAGAGGAGGCCCGCGCCGCUCCUGUCGAAUUCGCUGUUCCCGCGGAAGUAGAGAGCGAAACCCAACAAGAUACUCAACAAAGUACGCGGCCAGCAGUUCCAACCCGGUCGAAAUCACGUCUGUCUAUGUUUGGUCGGGCCAAAACAGAGCGUAUGCCUAGUAAUGUUACUCCUUAUCCCGGCACUUGA
This is a messenger RNA of Penicillium roqueforti, 1395 nucleotides long. RefSeq lists its product as uncharacterized. The record is from RefSeq and is a predicted model, not a curated record. Lineage: Eukaryota; Fungi; Ascomycota; Eurotiomycetes; Eurotiales; Aspergillaceae. The transcript has 3 exons. Bases 1 to 1395 code for a protein of 464 amino acids.